This is a messenger RNA of Grosmannia clavigera kw1407, 300 nucleotides long. RefSeq lists its product as uncharacterized. The record is from RefSeq and is a predicted model, not a curated record. NCBI's taxonomy places the organism in Eukaryota, Fungi, Ascomycota, Sordariomycetes, Ophiostomatales, Ophiostomataceae. The transcript has a single exon. The coding region runs from base 1 to 300 and encodes 99 amino acids.
AUGGUGGCCAUUACAAGCAUGGUCAUGCUCGCGGCGAACAACACGGAGCCGGCGACCUUUAUGACCGACUCUCUCGACACGCCCGGCAGUGACGAUGGCCAUGCCCGUGUGGUUGUGCUGUCCAUCAUCAGCGCUUUUAUCUGCCUUGCCAUGAUCCUUAUCGUCUGCAUAUACGGACGGCGCGCCUUUGGCAUCGGCAUCCCAAGCCGCGAUCAAGUGCAGUCUGUCUUUCGGAGCCGGUGCCGUAGGGAGCGACGCCGGCCACAAAUCCGCCACCAUCGCUCGUUCGGCCACCAAUAG